CCAUGUAAACAAAACACAAAAGUACUUUUUGAGAGUUUUUUAUGCUGUUUCUUUGUAUAUAAUUUUACAGGGAAAUUUUGGAAAUAAGAAGAGUAGUUAUUGUUAUUCCAUCGUCUCAUAAAGUUUUAUCCCAGACCUUUUUAAUGAUGGCUAAGGCUGUUUUGUCCAAACAUAAGCGUGCUAAGCAGUGGUCCGUCUUCUCUCGCCUGUGGCACUUGUAUGAUGCUACCUGGCAAAAUCCUUUCGAUUCUGCUGAACUAAUUGCCAAGUAUCUAUCUGGAAAGCACAAGCCUAUUUUUCACACGCUGAGUGAUUGUGGUGACCAUGUUGUGGUCAUUAACACUGAGAAAAUCGCUAUGCCCGGUACCGAGUGGAGAUACAGGAUGUACAGACACCACACGAUGUAUGCCCAAGGAGAAACAUUUACUCCCGCUUGGGAGCUCCAAAACAGAGAUGCAACUAAAGUGAUGUGGAAAGCCGUUUACAAAGCUUGCGGAACAACACUUCUCAGGCACACCCGGCUACAACGGCUGCAUCUAUUCGCAGACGAUAAAAUUCCAGAGGACAUAAAAGUUAACAUUUGCAGUCAGAUUCGGCAGCUGAGACCUGUGCCUAAGAGAUUAAGCGAAUAUUCUCAAGAAGAAUUGGAUCAAUUUCCAAAACUCUUUGAUUGGCCGGAAAGUUACAGUAAACAGUAGUGAUUACUUUGAACCCAACAAUCUUAAUUGUAAUUUUUGUUCAUUUAGAUGAUACCAAAUGAAAAUACGUAGUUGAAGCUUUUGAUAGUUCUUGCUUUUUCCACUGUGCCUUUUUCUCCUUGGUUAUAUGGAAAUAAAACU
Messenger RNA from Uloborus diversus, 839 nucleotides. RefSeq names its product 39S ribosomal protein L13, mitochondrial-like (gene mRpL13). Gene Ontology annotation, cellular component: mitochondrial large ribosomal subunit; ribosome. Bases 144 to 698 code for a protein of 184 amino acids. Gene Ontology annotation, biological process: translation; negative regulation of translation. Gene Ontology annotation, molecular function: structural constituent of ribosome; mRNA binding. Lineage: Eukaryota; Metazoa; Arthropoda; Arachnida; Araneae; Uloboridae. The record is from RefSeq and is a predicted model, not a curated record. The transcript has a single exon.